AAGUUCGUGCUGUAAUGUUCUAAGAAUAGCAUCGCCGUCGCGCAGCGUCAAAAUUCAAAAUACCAAUCGAGAAAAGAUGUGUAGAUGUAGAGGGAGAGCGUGGAACGACAGCCGAAAAUCCGGUCCCGGUGAAAAUCGGUCGAGUUAGUCCAACCUGUAACGCGGUACAUUUCGUGACACGGCAAUUCACGGCGUUCGUCCGUCGGUACAAAAAUGUGCCCGAAACCCCGUUGAAUCGACGCAGACGGCAAUUCCAGGUUGAAAGUAAAAGAAAAAGAGAAGUAAAAAAGCUAAAAGUGUUUUCAAAGUGAACAAUAUAUUUUGCAGUGUCUGCCUAGGGCUGAAAAGGAGAAAAUAAAAGGUGAAUGAAAAAAGUGAAAAGUGACAACCGGGAAAGGGAAAAUUUUUCCUCUGUCAGUGAAUAAAAGCGGAACCGGAAAAGUGAGCUUCCGCCGUGCAAGGCAAGCGGAACGAAACGAAAGCUAUAAACAGCUGAAUCGGAACCUACAACAACAGCAACUGCAAAAAUAACGGAAACAACAACAAAUCCCGCCGAAAAAAGAAAGCUACCCAUUUAGGCAAAACAGAAAAUGCUAACCUUGAAGAAAAGAUUUCCAUCGCUGCAGAGCCUUGGCUCUGAUGGAAACACCUCGUUUCUGCGCGCAGCUAGAGCAGGCAAUCUAGAAAAAGUUUUAGAGCAUCUUAAAAAUAACAUCGACAUCAACACUUGCAAUGCGAAUGGCUUGAACGCGCUCCACCUUGCAUCGAAGGAUGGGCACGUGGCCGUGGUUACGGAGCUGUUGGCCCGCGGAGCCACCGUAGAUGCGGCCACCAAGAAGGGUAACACCGCACUGCACAUCGCUUCGUUGGCCGGCCAGGAGGAUGUAGUUAAGCUGCUAAUCCAAAAUCAGGCUUCCGUUAAUGUGCAAUCGCAGAAUGGCUUCACGCCGCUCUAUAUGGCCGCCCAGGAAAACCACGAUUCGGUGGUGCGUUUGCUGCUUUCGAAUGGGGCCAACCAGAGUUUGGCUACCGAGGAUGGCUUCACGCCCCUGGCCGUUGCCAUGCAGCAGGGUCAUGAUAAGGUAGUUGCUGUGCUGCUAGAAAGCGACACUCGCGGCAAGGUUCGACUUCCGGCGUUGCACAUCGCAGCAAAGAAGGAUGACGUCAAGGCAGCUACGCUACUACUUGAGAAUGAUCAUAAUCCGGAUGUUACAUCCAAGUCCGGUUUUACUCCGCUUCACAUCGCAUCGCACUACGGCAACGAAGCUAUGGCCAACCUGUUGAUCCAAAAGGGAGCGGAUGUUAACUACGCUGCUAAGCACAAUAUUAGUCCAUUGCACGUUGCUGCCAAGUGGGGUAAAACCAAUAUGGUUGCCCUGCUGCUCGAGAAAGGCGCCAACAUCGAAAGCAAGACUCGUGACGGGUUAACACCGCUGCAUUGUGCUGCCCGUUCCGGUCAUGAACAAGUCGUAGAUAUGUUGUUGGAACGUGGCGCUCCAAUCAGCGCCAAAACCAAGAACGGUCUGGCACCGUUGCACAUGGCUGCCCAAGGAGAGCAUGUCGAUGCUGCACGGAUCCUGCUUUAUCACCGGGCCCCAGUCGAUGAGGUCACCGUAGAUUAUUUGACGGCUCUGCACGUUGCUGCUCACUGCGGGCACGUUAGGGUUGCCAAGCUGCUGUUGGAUCGCAAUGCCGAUGCAAACGCUCGGGCUCUGAACGGAUUUACGCCGUUGCAUAUUGCUUGCAAGAAGAACCGUAUCAAGGUCGUAGAGUUGCUUCUCAAGCAUGGUGCCAGCAUUAGCGCUACCACUGAGAGUGGCUUGACUCCGCUGCAUGUCGCCUCAUUUAUGGGCUGUAUGAACAUUGUCAUCUAUUUGCUGCAACAUGACGCCAGUCCGGAUGUGCCGACUGUGCGUGGAGAGACCCCAUUACAUCUUGCGGCUAGAGCUAAUCAGACCGACAUCAUCCGCAUCUUGCUCCGGAACGGAGCCCAGGUCGAUGCUCGGGCCCGGGAACAGCAAACGCCACUGCACAUCGCCUCAAGGCUCGGAAACAUCGACAUCGUGAUGCUGCUGCUGCAACACGGAGCCCAGGUCGACGCCGUCACCAAGGACAUGUACACCGCACUGCACAUCGCCGCCAAGGAGGGCCAGGACGAGGUAAAGAAUUUGGUCGCCAAAAAACUGAUGGACCACAUCGAUACCGUCUAUCUGAUGCAACUGUUCUGGAUAAGGCACCAGGAGUACUUUAUCUGAGAGGGUUUUUUUUUAUUUUACGAAGAGUGUUAGGUUUUAAGAGAAUAACGAAACGAUUUUGACGAAACUGUUACGACCUGCGCUAACCUUUCAAGAAAGGGGAAAACGACAGGAUUAACCCAAACUCAAACAACACAACCUACGCACAAAACAACACACAUACACACUAGCAGGAGUAGAACUUUUUGCUUAGGUGAUCUCUGACGGAUUGUUCGCAUUUUCGGUGCUUGGAAGAGACAAUAAUGUUUAGUUCUGUUAACCCAUUUAUUACGAAUAAAUGUAUGAGUUACCACCUACGA
Molecule: messenger RNA, 2554 nt
Organism: Uranotaenia lowii
Lineage: Eukaryota; Metazoa; Arthropoda; Insecta; Diptera; Culicidae
Product: ankyrin-3-like
Exons: 6
Coding region: 591-2255 (554 amino acids)
Molecular function (GO): protein binding
Source: RefSeq, a predicted model, not a curated record